Messenger RNA from Scleropages formosus (Asian bonytongue), 426 nucleotides. RefSeq names its product otospiralin 2 (gene otos2). Gene Ontology annotation, biological process: sensory perception of sound. The transcript has 2 exons. Lineage: Eukaryota; Metazoa; Chordata; Actinopteri; Osteoglossiformes; Osteoglossidae. The coding region runs from base 1 to 243 and encodes 80 amino acids. The record is from RefSeq and is a predicted model, not a curated record.
AUGGACCGCCUGUGCACCACACUGCUCGUGUGUACUCUCCUCCUGGGACUGCUAAGCCUUGCAGGGGGCAGGGAGAAGCGCAGCGUGCCAAAUUGGGCCUUGACAUCCUCGGACUUCUUCGGCUGGAUGGAGUACCUGCGCGCCCACGCCGCCUAUGACAAAAUGGAAGACCUGGCCAGGACAUUCUGGGCUCAUUUUCCAUCUGCCAGCGAUUUGGGCUAUGAGACCUCAGAGCUGGAGUAGUGACGGUUUGAGGCCCCCGCGUUCCGAAAUCUCGGCCUUCGUAGCUGUACCAGGUCUGUUGCCAAUCCCCGCAUCUUUUCCACACGGCACAGGGAGGUCGGACAUCCCUUCGCUAUAGCCUUGGGGGACAUCUCCCAACGGAGAGCUAUACAAUUCACUUGAGGCAACCUACGCAGGCCCACA